UUGUGUCCGAGCAUGUCCGAACACAAGGCUGUCAUCAAAAAUGUUGAUAUGGACGAUGAUGUCCAGCAGAGCGCGAUUGAGGUAGCCCGACAAGCUCUGGAGAAAUUCAACAUCGAAAAGGAUAUUGCUGCCCACAUAAAGAAGGAAUUCGACAAGAAACACUCACCUACGUGGCACUGCGUCGUCGGAAGGAAUUUCGGCAGCUACGUCACCCACGAAACACGGCACUUUAUCUACUUCUAUCUUGGCCAGGUGGCUAUCCUUCUCUUCAAGUCCGGUUGA
Messenger RNA from Dibothriocephalus latus, 282 nucleotides. The record is from the annotation of a GenBank genome assembly. NCBI's taxonomy places the organism in Eukaryota, Metazoa, Platyhelminthes, Cestoda, Diphyllobothriidea, Diphyllobothriidae.